This is a messenger RNA of Entrophospora sp. SA101, 1155 nucleotides long. NCBI's taxonomy places the organism in Eukaryota, Fungi, Glomeromycota, Glomeromycetes, Entrophosporales, Entrophosporaceae. The record is from the annotation of a GenBank genome assembly.
AUGGAAGAUUUAAAUCGAGGAAUUAAACAUUUGCAAGUUAAACCAAAAGGUAAAAGAAAACUUGAAAACGAAUUGGAUCUCCCGUCCGAAGAAAAAUACAUCUCUAAAGAUCAAGCCAAUAAGGUUGAUCGAGCACUUUAUGAGAUUUUUGAAAACACUAAUGAAAAAGUGGCCCAACUGGCACCUCAAAAACAAUUUGAAUCGGUUUUUGAUGGCCUUUCAACAUUUUUUACAUAUUUCAGUAGAAGGAUAGAAAAUCAAGCUCUCAAAAAUGGAUGCACAAAACAAAUAUUGCUUUUUGAUGAUUUGUCAGCCUUCACUCAUAAUUAUUCAAACAAAAUUUUUAAUGAAGUAAUAGAAGUUUACUUAGAUAGUAAAACUGUAAAAUUUCCUAUAGUAUUCAUAAUCACGGACGUUCGAAUCAAUGAUACUGGCAAUGAUUAUACAGGCAAACAGGACAAGUUUAAAGAUAUCAAUAUGAGAACUUUUUUCACACCAAAUAUUCUUAGGUCAGAAAAAUCCAAGUGCAUCGAAUUUCCUGCUGUGCCAACAUACUUGAUGAUAGAUGCUCUUCAAAAAUAUGCCAAUAAUGAAUAUAGAAACGACCAACAAAAAAGGCUGGCAUCGCUGCAGUUAAUUCCUUUAGUUGAAAAAAGGUCAAAUGGUGAUCUGAGGGGAGCGAUUAAUCUUUUGGAAUCUUUCCUCAUACAAAUACCCAAAGAAGUGAAGGAAGAAAUAAUUGCAGCUCAAAUGAUAGGGAUUGCACAAGGAGUGUAUGAUCACGCAUUACCUUAUUUAUUCCAAAGGGAACAAUUCGGUCAACUUAUUGGCAACUUUCAGGGAAUGCAAAUGCAAUAUGCACAAAUUGCAACUGAAAUCGAGGCUGCCAGAUUGCUAACAUAUAAUGCGGCUAGAAUGAAACAAGAAGGAAAAGCCUUUAUUAAAGAAGCUGCAAUGGCUAAAUUGUAUUCUUCUCAAAUAGCAGAAAAGGCUGCGUCUAAAUCUAUCGAGUGGAUGGGUGGUGUUGGAUUUACUACAGAAUUUCCAGUUGAGAAGUAUUACAGAGAUGCAAAAAUAGGUGCAAUUUAUGAGGGAACCUCAAACAUUCAAUUAAUCACAAUCGCCAAAGAAAUUAAAAAGAAAUAUACAUCAUAA